CCACAAAACAGUUGCUACAGCAACAAGUAAUUUAAUAACAAAGUCAUGAGCAGCAAAAAGAAAGGACCAGGAGCUACCAGGGCAUUGGUGGACAACAGGUUGCUGGUACAUCACCCGCUGGAUUUCUCAUUCAAAGCUAUUCAAGAAUUUUCAGAUCUGUUGCGAGAGAGGCCUCGACUGAGAAGUAAACAGUUGCAGGGAGUGUUUGACUUGGAGGACGAGCUAAGUGCAGGAAGCUCUAGAGGUUCAGUAGAGGUAGAGAAAUUCCCCUCAACUGCACUAAAGGUCAACAACAACUUACUGGUCAGCUGGGAUAGAUUCAUGCCGUCCAUCUCCAGGCUGUUUCAGGACCCAAUGUUAAAGCUCGGCUGGAUUGAUUUCUCCUUCAAUGAUCUAAAAACAAUUGACAAGUGUCUUCUCGAGUUGCCAAAUCUCACCACUAUCUAUCUCCAUGGAAAUAACAUUGUGACUCUAGCUCAAGUCGAUAAACUGUCUCAGCUCGACAAUCUCAAGUCUCUGACGCUUCAUGGCAACCCCAUUGAAAUCAACUCAGGCUACAGAUUCUAUGUUCUGUCAAGAGUACCCCAGUUACAAACUCUGGACUUCAGUGGCAUUACCAAGUCAGACAGAGCUUCUUGUGAAACAUGGAAGACUAUGAUUGUCCCUAAAACAAAAUCAAGAAGAAAAAGAGACGAUGACUAGAAAUGUCUAGAAAUGUCAAUUGAUAAUUUCAGCUUCAUAUUAAGCUUUACAAUAAUGAACAUUGUCUAUUCCUUUACUGUUGUACUUGUGCUCAAACUUAAAAAUGGCUCUUUCUUGACUCUCA
Molecule: messenger RNA, 826 nt
Organism: Halichondria panicea
Lineage: Eukaryota; Metazoa; Porifera; Demospongiae; Suberitida; Halichondriidae
Product: leucine-rich repeat-containing protein 51-like
Exons: 3
Coding region: 46-702 (218 amino acids)
Molecular function (GO): protein binding
Source: RefSeq, a predicted model, not a curated record